UGUGUGUUUGCAAGAAAAUGGUACUUUUUCCUAAAUUCAGGUGCUUUUGUCACCACCUACCACCACCACGUAACCGCCAACGAUCACCAUGAAAACCACCACAAAUAUAUCGUCUUACCUGCCACAAACCAAUCUCCAUACACAUACACCAUACAAGAAAAUUUCUUUAGGUUUGACUGUGAAACACCAGAAGAUGGUUUAACAGGAAAACUUCGUUUACCAUUUUAUGUACCAUUCAAUUAUCAAAACGUGUCGAUUUUAACAUCUUUGCAUGGAUUAUUAUGCGUAGGCAUAAGCGAGUUGGAAUGUUCUCCCGAAUAUUAUUCUCUAGUUUUAUGGAAUCCAUUGACAGGUGACAAUAAGAAGUUGUCUACAAAGGGUUCUCGGGAUGAAUGUUACGAUAUCUCUGAUGGUAUAUUUGGGUUGUAUUAUAUCUCUUCUGAUGACGACUACAGGCUUCUACGUGUGAAACGUUAUCCCAGUGCUUGUAUUUAUAUAUACUCAUUAAAAUCCGCCUCAUGGAGAAAGGUCAGGUCAACAGAGGACUUCCGACAAAGGGCUUCCAACUGGGCUUCACUUGUAGGUAAGUACCCGGAGCAGCCAAAGCAUAUACUGUUAAAUGAAAAACUCUAUUUCUUAAAACAAGUUGAUAGAGGAGAAGGGACCUUUAUUCAUUCAUAUUCAGUUAUGAGGUUCGAAACAAAGACCGAAAAGUUCACAGAGAUAGUGAUGCCUUCUUUCGGAAAUCAAAUGACAAGCUCUUUGGAUUUCAUGGUUCUAAAAGGGUGCAUUCACUUCUGUGUUGCAAUUCUCAUCGAGGACACAAGUUAUAUGGAAAACCAACGUUGUUAUGAAAUGAUCGAGUUAUGGAGAAUGGAUGGAGAUGGAGAUUGGACGAAGGUGUUAACUUAUGGCCCGAUGUCAUUUUUUCUUUGGAGUCAGUCGCUACUGCACGUGAUGAGAAAUGGAAAUUGGCUCAUUCAAAACGAAGUUGAUGUUUACGUAUUAGAUAUGAAGAAGCAUACCAAAGAAAUGGUGUUUACAUGUAACCCAAUCUAUGCCCAGCGUAUGUCUAAAGAAGCAUACGACAGAAUGGGUUCAAAAAAUAUCACUCCAAGAGGGAAAUACAUCGAGACUACUGUGUCACCCAAUAAAUAUUCUCUAUACGCGCGGAAAUGGAAGUUCAAAAUAAAUAGCUUAGAAUGGUGUACUGUUGGGUCGUGGGCGGAAUAUGUAAGUUAUAUUUAUCAUUUUUUAAAUAUAACAUUCUCAGCUCUUAGUUCAAUAACAAGCAUAUUGUUUUGAUAAAUUUCAGGAGGCAUAUGAAAGAGUCAUGAUUGAGAAGCAUGCGAACGAUGUCACUCAAAAUCCGGAGGAAGAUCCUCAGAUCUUAAGUUCGCCACAACAGGAGCCCCUCUGGGGGGUGUGCCAUGUCCUCCAUUAGGUACAAAGAGUCACAAGAACAGGUAUGGGAAUUGGAAAGUGAACAAAAAGAACGACAAGAUAUGCAAGACCAACUUGCAAAGGAAAUAGAAAUGGAACCAAAAGAACGGAAAGAUAUGCAAGCACAAAUAUGAGAUGAUCUAGUAACAAUCUUGGCAAUACACCAAAUUAAGUUUACGUUUUUAUAUUUUUUGUUUUAGGCAAUAGUUGAACACUCAUCAUUAUUAUAUUUGUGGUUUUUAUGUUUAAUAAAACGUAUGUUUUAUUUGAUAGUUUAUAGAUUUCUUUUAUUCACUUUUUGGUUUAACUUAUAAAAUAGAAUAUGCAGAUUGUAUUGACUUUUUUUAUAUUGGGUAGAAAAAAUCUAGGCCUUUUGGUAAUUUUUAUGUUUUUAAACUACAUUAUUAGGCUGAUCUGUGUGGUUUCAGCAAUGACAUCGACCAGCUCGGCAAAUACCGGGCGAGCCCUCGGCAUGCCGAGCGCAUAUCGGCAACUCUGCUAGAACUUACCGAUGAGAGAGGAGAUUAUUUGGGUUUGAACAGGCCGGUCCAUUGAAUUUCAAUGCCCGGGGCAAGAAAAAAAUAUUGCCAUAACAUUUCUAAACAAAAAUUAUAUAGGAAAAGCGAAAUAAAUUUUAUAGUCAAACUAAAUGAUAGUUGUACAAACAAAAGCAUACAAAGUGCCAUUUUACAUUUUUUGAAGAAAAACAUAUGUUAUUUGAUGAUAAGCAAGACUUCAUAGACAUUGACUUUCAAUAUU
Lactuca sativa (garden lettuce) is the source of this 2202-nucleotide messenger RNA. The record is from RefSeq and is a predicted model, not a curated record. Lineage: Eukaryota; Viridiplantae; Streptophyta; Magnoliopsida; Asterales; Asteraceae.